Messenger RNA from Capsella rubella, 611 nucleotides. RefSeq names its product MLP-like protein 328. The record is from RefSeq and is a predicted model, not a curated record. The transcript has 2 exons. Gene Ontology annotation, biological process: defense response. Bases 28 to 483 code for a protein of 151 amino acids. NCBI's taxonomy places the organism in Eukaryota, Viridiplantae, Streptophyta, Magnoliopsida, Brassicales, Brassicaceae.
UUCAAACAAAGAGAGAGAGAGAUAGAGAUGGCGACGUCGGGAACAUACGUGACAGAGAUACCAUUGAAAGGAACGGCGGAGAAACACUACAAGAAGUAUAGGAACGAGAACCAUCUCUUCCCUGACGCUAUCGGCCACCACGUCCAAGGUGUUACUGUUCACGACGGCGAAUGGGACUCUCACGGAAGCAUCAAGAUUUGGAACUACACCUUAGAUGGAAAGGAAGAGGUAUUGAAGGAGAGGAGAGAGAUGGAUGAUGAGAAUAAGACAAUGAAGGUUAUAGGACUGGAAGGUCACCUAAUGGAGCAGUUCAAGGUGUAUGAAUUCGACAUCCAGUUUAUACCCAAGUCUGAAGAUGAUUGCGUCUGCAAGAUCUCUAUGAGGUGGGAGAAGCACAACGAUGAAUCCCCUGAACCAAGUGGCUACAUGAAAUUCCUCAAGAGCAUGGUUGUUGACAUGGAAGACCACGUUCUCAAAGCUUAAUCAAGCAUCAUCAUUGCAUUGUCGUCAUCAUCAUCAAUUCAUCAUCCCAAUAUAUUAAUAAUGUUGUUUUCAAUAAUGUAUGAUAAAUGUGAUGCUUAAUUUCUGAAUACAGUAUUGUUUGGUUUUCA